AUGCCCGUUGCUUAUCAAAAUAUCCCAUCUGCUUUAACUGGUGGAAGUAAAUACAAAGUUGAUCAAAAAGGUGGAAUUACCCUUGAUGAUGCUUCAAAAGAGAAAUUAAAUAAACAAUCAAUCCCUUAUUUACCAAGUUGGAGAAAAAAUGAAAAAUAUGAACCAUAUGAAUUUAUUGAAUAUCAUGAUCGUGCAUUAAAAGCUGAUAAAGAUCUUACAAAUUUAUUUCCAAAAGAUGGUAAAUAUGAACUUGAAAAUCUUUCUCCAAAAUUUGGAACUGAAAUUAAAGGUAUUCAAUUAAGUGAAUUAAAUGAUGCUGCAAAAGAUGAACUUGCUUUAUUGGCUUCUCAAAGAGGUGUUUUAGUUUUUAGAGAUCAAGAUCUAAUUGAAAAGGGACCUAAGGCAUUCACUGAUUUUGCUAAACAUUAUGGUGAACUUCAUAUUCAUCCAACUUCUGGUGCUCCAAAAGAAUUUCCUGAAAUCCAUAGCGUUUUGACCGGAAAUACCGAUGAAAAUCCUUUUUCAACGAAGAACAGCUUGAUACUGUUCCAUAGCGAUGUUAGUUACGAGCUCAAUCCCACUGGUAUUUCACUAUUAUCAGUCACUAAUAAUCCGAAGGCCGGUGGUGAUACCGUGUUUGCCGAUGCUAGAGAGGCUUAUAACCGUUUAUCUCCCUUAUUCAGAGAAAAAUUGGAAGACGUUUAUGCUUUACAUACUGCGGUACCUCAAGCAAACCUUGCAAUUGUUAAAGGCGGUGUUGUUAAAAGACAUCCUGUUGAGAAUAUUCAUCCAAUUAUUAGAACUACUCCAACUGGUGAUAAAGUGUUGUAUGUUAAUAGUGCAUUCACUAAGAGCAUUGUUGGAUUGAAAGCAGAGGAAUCUGAAUUUUUGUUAAAAUUUUUGUUGGAUCAUAUUUCGGGUGGUCAUGACUUUCAAAUCAGAGUUAAUUGGAAACCUAAUAGCGUGGUGGUAUGGGAUAAUAGAAUUUCUUCACAUUCAGCCAUCUUAGAUUUCGAUACCAAUGAACCUAGAUUAAUCAUCAGAGCUGCUGCAAGAGCAGAAAGGCCAGUCAACAAUUUGGCAAAUUUAAACAAGCCCGACGAAAAUAAUGUUUAUGAAGGUCCCGAGUAUUUAGGAAAUAGAGUUGAACCUGGUUCAGCGAAGGCUUAA
Lodderomyces pseudojiufengensis is the source of this 1170-nucleotide messenger RNA. RefSeq lists its product as uncharacterized. Gene Ontology annotation, molecular function: sulfonate dioxygenase activity. Gene Ontology annotation, cellular component: cytoplasm. The coding region runs from base 1 to 1170 and encodes 389 amino acids. The record is from RefSeq and is a predicted model, not a curated record. Lineage: Eukaryota; Fungi; Ascomycota; Pichiomycetes; Serinales; Debaryomycetaceae. Gene Ontology annotation, biological process: sulfur compound catabolic process. The transcript has a single exon.